Planococcus citri (citrus mealybug) is the source of this 830-nucleotide messenger RNA. RefSeq lists its product as uncharacterized. Lineage: Eukaryota; Metazoa; Arthropoda; Insecta; Hemiptera; Pseudococcidae. The coding region runs from base 223 to 606 and encodes 127 amino acids. The transcript has 5 exons. The record is from RefSeq and is a predicted model, not a curated record.
CGACACUGUUUUCAUAUCUCUUCUCACAUAAGUACCUACACAACCUUUUCUUUUGCAGUAUUUCUGUGUCGUGUCAACUUGUUUUUUUCUGCACUGCAUUACGCUGUUUCUAACGACUGGUUUCUGUAUCUUGGUACCUAAGUUAUUAUUUAUACGAGACUCCCAUUAAAACAAACCAUCAGCUAUUCUCUGAAUAUCAUCUGUAUUUCAAAAUACAAGAAAAUGAUGCGACAUUCAUCUGCUUUACUUACAAUAUUGAUUGCAUAUUCAGCAUAUUCUUUUGGAGUUAUGAUCCCUUAUGAAAAUAAUACUGUUCUCCAUUACUCUUUGAAAGAAAACAUCUCUGUUACUUGUUCUGGUACAGAUGAAGUCACAUGGAGGAAUACCAUUACCCUGAGUAGGAAUUACACAAUAAAUGCGGAGACCCCAUACAGAAAACUCCUUCAAAUAAAAAAUGCUUCAGUUUAUAAUGCUGGGAUAUUCGAAUGUGUUUCAAAAAAACACAGAGAUGAGUUCAUGAGGAUUCUUAUAUUUCCUGAUGCAUCCUGUUACCCAGAUAAAGGAGCCAACCCAAUUUACACAAUUCCAAUUCCGAACUUGGGGUAAAUUUGUGAGUCAAUUGAUGUACGACGAGUUCAUCAAAUUAAUAAAUUUUAAAAUUGAUUUUGUGAUUUUGAAUCAUUAACACCUUCAACUUUAACUAGUCAAAAAUUAUCACAUUAUUAUAUUCAAUAUAACUACGUCUAAUGAUACUCAUAUGUAUUCAAGUGUAAAAUCAUAUUACCUAUCAAUUCAUGUGACUAUUAAAACUAUAAAGAAUCUGCAUGUAA